Abrus precatorius (Indian licorice) is the source of this 1943-nucleotide messenger RNA. RefSeq names its product BTB/POZ domain and ankyrin repeat-containing protein NPR1-like. Gene Ontology annotation, cellular component: cytoplasm; nucleus. Gene Ontology annotation, biological process: regulation of salicylic acid mediated signaling pathway; defense response to bacterium; defense response to fungus. The record is from RefSeq and is a predicted model, not a curated record. Gene Ontology annotation, molecular function: protein binding. Bases 183 to 1943 code for a protein of 586 amino acids. The transcript is spliced from 5 exons. NCBI's taxonomy places the organism in Eukaryota, Viridiplantae, Streptophyta, Magnoliopsida, Fabales, Fabaceae.
CACAAAUGCCAAUCUCACUCUAACUAUACACAAUGAACCAAUGCAAUUGCCCCCUCUCUCAUUUGACCCCAUAAUAACAACCUCUCUUCCUUCUUCUUCUUCAUCCUCUUCUUCUUUGCUUUUGAACCUGCACCGUCCUAAAAUUGCAAAAUUUCUCUCGUUUGUCUCUUUCACCUAAUCUCAUGUACUUCAGAAGCGGAUUCUCGGACUCAAACAACGCCACAAACAGCGGUGUGUGCUGCACAGCCGCCACCAACAGUGGCGAAGCCCAUUCAACUUCAAGCGCGUCAGACGUCACCGCGCUGAGGCGCCUCUCGGAGAAUCUGGCCUCAAUAUUCGAGGCCAACAAAGGGGGCUUUGAUUUUUUCUCUGACGCCAAGAUCGUGGCCGGCGAUGGGCGCGAAUUCGGCGUGCACCGGUGCAUUCUGGCAGCGAGGAGCGUGUUCUUCAAGAACGCGUUUGCGGGUGGCGGCAUGCUCCGGUUGAAGGAGGUGGCGAAGGACUACGAUGUUGGGUUUGAAGCGCUUGGGAGUGUUCUAUCUUAUUUGUACAGCGGCAGAGUGAAGGCUUUAGGCGAAGGUGAAAGUGGUGUUUGUGUUUGUGUUGAUGAUCAGUGUUCCCAUUUUGGGUGUAGACCUGCUGUCGAUUUCUUCGUUCAGUUGCUUUAUGCUUCCUCUACUUUUCAUAUAUAUGAGUUGGUAUCUCUUUAUCAGGGACAUCUACUAGACAUUCUUGACAAGGUGGCAAUAGAUGACAUUUUGGUGGUUCUUUCCAUCGCAAACAUAUGUGGCAAAGCAUGCGAUACACUGCAAGCAAGGUGCACUGAGAUAAUUGUUAAAUCCAAUUUUGACAUCACCACUCUAGAAAAAGCACUGCCACAACAUGUGGUGAAACAAAUCAUGCAAAAACGCAAACAACUUGGCAUGGAAAUGCCCGAAAUUUUCAACAUUCCAGACAAACACGUAAACAGAAUACACAGAGCACUGGAUUCAGACGAUGUGGAACUAGUGAGGUUGCUUUUGAAAGAGGGACACACUACUCUAGAUGAUGCUCAUGCACUUCACUAUGCUGUCGCAUACUGUGAUGUAAAAACCACUGCUGAGCUUCUUGAUCUUGGUCUUGCUGAUGUGAAUCAAAAAAACCAAAGGGGUUAUAGUGUGUUGCAUGUUGCUGCGAUGAGGAAAGAGCCUAAGAUUAUAGUGUCUCUUUUAACAAAAGGGGCUCAACCUUCUGAUCUCACUUUGGACGGUAGAAAAGCCCUUCAGAUUUCAAAGCGUUUAACCAAAGCUGUGGAUUAUUAUAAGGCUACUGAGGAAGGCAAGGUGUCAUGUAAUGACAGAUUGUGUAUAGAGAUAUUGGAACAAGCUGAGAGAAGGGAACCUUUACAUGGGGAGGCUUCUCUUUCUCUUGCUAUGGCAGGGGAUGAUUUACGCAUGAAAUUGUUGUACCUAGAAAACAGAGUUGGAUUGGCGAAAGUUCUGUUUCCUAUGGAGGCAAAGGUUAUUAUGGAUAUUGCUCAAGUUGAUGGCACAUCUGAAUUUCCAUCAACAGACAUUUACUGUCCAUAUAUGCUUGAUCACCAGAGGACAACUGUGGACUUAAAUGAUGCACCUUUCAGAAUGAAGGAGGAGCAUUUAGUUAGGUUAAGAGCACUGUCGAGAACUGUGGAGUUGGGAAAACGCUUCUUCCCACGUUGCUCAGAAGUGUUGAAUAAGAUAAUGGAUGCUGAUGACCUAUCUCAGCUUACAUGUAUGGGUGAUGACAGUCCUGAAGAUCGACUAUGGAAGCGAAGAAGGUAUGAGGAGCUCCAAGAGGUUCUCAAUAAGGUCUUCAAUGAGGACAAAGAGGAGUUUGAUAGGUCUGCCAUGUCAUCAUCAUCCUCUUCCUCUUCAAUAGGAGUGGUUAGACCCAAUGGGCAUGGCAAGCUAGCCAUGAAGAAUUAG